UUUUGCUACCCACCUGAAAAGUUUGCUAGAUUAGCAGCUAGAGUUAGGUCAUAUUUUACCUACCAUGAACCAACCGCAAGGCUCCAACUCGCCAUACUUUCUUAGACCACGUAACGCAAACCUCUUGCCCCUGUCCCCGGCAAUUCAAGCGGAACCAUCAGCUCUGGCACUAUCCAAGCUUCCCAAACCACUUCGAAAACCGUUCAAAGAUAUCAUUCCAGACACUAGACUGGAUGGCUGGACCCGCACUAUACACGUAUAUCCUGCAGCGUACCCUCGUUCACGGGAUGGAUCAUCAGUUCAUAAUGCUGUUCUUCCCACAUACCCAAAGUCUCUCAAUGUCGAGGAAAUUAGUAAAGACAUAAGAAAUCGAAACGUAACAGCUCAAAUGAGGGUGGAGGGUAGCCAGGUUGAUGAGCCUCAACUUUUCAUAGCAGUUGCUCGCUAUUUUGUCGAAUCGGACUCGGGAGAGAGCAAAAAUGUUUCUGCCGAUGAAGACGAUCCUAUUACUUUGAUACUAGUCCAUGCGAAUGGCCUCCAUAAAGAGACCUGGGAGCCAAUGCUGGCACAUUUGCUGGUAUCCCCAGCUGCUAAGAAAGUCCAGGAAAUAUGGGCCAUUGAUAGUGCCCAGUAUGGUGAUAGUGCUAUCCUCAAUCGCUCUAAUCUUGGGCUGAUCGUUGAUUUAGCGGAUUGGGCACGCGAUGUGCUCAACUUUAUUUUUUCUUAUUUACCCGACCAAAGUUCUUCCCGGUCGACCAUACCGACUGUUUUGCCUCAACUUGAAUGCCCAAAUAGUUCCUUUUUCCGACUGGACAAGUCAUCCUCCCCACCGAGACCUCAGUCUAUCAACUGGCGCAAUCGUAAAUUGGGACUCAUCGGACAUUCCAUGGGUGGCACAUCUGCAACGUUGGCAGCAACUUCAAUUCCCGAAAUUUUCCAUCAUGUGAUCCUUGUGGACCCAGCCAUGGCACCCUUUGAAAAUUUACAUUUACAAUUACCAAAUUACAACGUCGAGGACCACUCAGUCUUUGGGAUCCCCAAGCUUUGCAUCGAUACGUCAAAUACGCUUUAG
Molecule: messenger RNA, 1072 nt
Organism: Puccinia graminis f. sp. tritici CRL 75-36-700-3
Lineage: Eukaryota; Fungi; Basidiomycota; Pucciniomycetes; Pucciniales; Pucciniaceae
Exons: 4
Coding region: 65-1072 (335 amino acids)
Source: RefSeq, a predicted model, not a curated record